AUGGAGCUUCGCUGUUUUUUGGUGCACUGCGGCAACCCCUCGUUUGGCACCUCUUACGUGGACAUACCGCCACCGCCGUCUUGUGGUUCGGAGCGGCACCACGGCGCCGUCAAAUAUUUGGGUCGACACUCACCGGAACUUUAUUGGCGUCUUGGGAACAAUCCGCGCUAUUCCCGGCGGAUGAUGUCUUUGUGGGUGGAAAACACCUCGCCCGAAGAAAUCCCCUUAACCGCUCGCGUCCAUCCGCAUGUGGCGCAACGUUUGGUGUUGAAGUGUAUUGGAAAGAAUACAAUCACCGUCUCCAGACGCACUGCCGGAGAGAAUCGCGUUCUUCUUCGUUGCAACGAGUCCGUCACACUUCGGGUUGGCGAUAAAGUUGGUGUCGCGCAUCUGGUAUGGAUGCAGGUUGUCUUGGCCCUUGUGUCCGUCAACGGUGCGGUGAAGGCACCGGUUUUGGUGCAGCAGGAAGAAGGCAACGAUGCUCAGUACUUCUCUGCUUGUCGGACACUGUGCCCUCGGUUACAGGAUCCGCCUCUGCCCCCGGUGGUGCGCGUAAAUGUGGCGUGGAUGAAGUUACCUUCCGCCAUCAGGGCUGCGUUGGCAAUCUCUGUGUGGGAACGCCAGUUGGCGGCGGACUCGGGUGCCGUCGCAACAGCAGCCUUGACGAGUUUGAGACCCACAACUUUUGCUGCUUCGCCCGAAGCUGGGGACGGGAUGGAAGAGGCUGCAGCGAUCAGCAACUCAUCGCAGGUAAUUCAGGAGGGCGGAACAAUCACGACGAGCAGCGAAACACGUAGCAAACGCCGACUGCAUGCUUCGCCUUCUGGAAGCCAAGGCGUUGAAUCACAAUUGAUCUCGCUAGAUGUGCCGCCCCCACAAAAGAAACGUCGGACCUCCGUUGCUGAAACGGCUGUUAUGGAUAAUAACUUGCGUGUUACUUUGCCGGAGAACAAUACUUAUUAUGAGACCUUUGAUGAGCGUCUCGAUGAUGCGGUUCGGUUUUUAGAGUCACGCACAGAGAUCACCAAUUCGCUCAUUGCCGCAGGGCCUCCCGUCCCCGAGUUGUUAGGGGAAAGCCCACCAUGUGAAGGAAGAUCUGCGGAAGUGAAAAAAUGGGCUCGUCGAAGCAAAUCUGUUACUGUAAGCCGAACCGAACUGCGACACGGAAACAAACAGAAGGAGAAGGAGUUACAGCUCUCUUCUGGCCACGUAGAAGGAGAAGCAGCGGGCGGUAAGAAUCCUUUUGCUGGCGAGUCACAGGUCGUGUACUAUCGUCGCUAG
Messenger RNA from Trypanosoma cruzi, 1281 nucleotides. RefSeq lists its product as uncharacterized. Bases 1 to 1281 code for a protein of 426 amino acids. The transcript has a single exon. Lineage: Eukaryota; Euglenozoa; Kinetoplastea; Trypanosomatida; Trypanosomatidae. The record is from RefSeq and is a predicted model, not a curated record.